CAUUUCUCUUUUCCUUGGUCUCCUGAGUUGUGUUCGUUAUGCCUGAGCCAGCGAAGUCGGCGCCUGCCCCCAAGAAGGGCUCCAAGAAAGCCGUCACCAAGGCGCAGAAGAAGGAUGGCAAGAAGCGCAAGCGCAGCCGCAAGGAGAGCUACUCGGUCUACGUGUACAAGGUGCUCAAGCAGGUGCACCCCGACACGGGCAUCUCGUCCAAGGCCAUGGGCAUCAUGAACUCCUUCGUCAACGACAUCUUCGAGCGCAUCGCCGGCGAGGCGUCGCGCCUGGCGCACUACAACAAGCGCUCCACCAUCACGUCGCGGGAGAUCCAGACUGCCGUGCGGCUGCUGCUGCCCGGGGAGCUGGCCAAGCACGCCGUGUCGGAGGGCACCAAGGCUGUCACCAAGUACACCAGCUCCAAGUGAACGCCCCUGGCUGCUGCCUAUAACCCAAAGGCUCUUUUCAGAGCCCCUCAUUUUUUCAACAAAAAGAAUUGUAAUACUUUUCUAGCGUUUGACUUUUAAAUUUUGAAAGAAAGCAAGCGGUUUAGGUGAUUGCAUUCACUGUAUUUUACAAGUACUUCGGUCUUUAUUGUUUUCUCAUGGCAUUCAGAGUGCUUUGAGUAGUAAAAUCUUCCUGCAAAUUCAUUUUUCACCUCAGUUUUCAAAUUAUAGCUGAAACCUGAAUACUUCUGUGUGGAAUGGGUGCAGUGGCCCCAAUGAGGUGUUUUAUUUCCUGACAUAUGUUGCACUUAGAUUUUCACUUCAAACUUGUGGUCACCAACUAGGAUGUUAGCGCUAUGUAUAAUGCAACACAAUUGUAUUUCUUGUAUAUAUUUUCCAUUUUUUUGUGUGUAUCCUCUUUGAAAGUUAGGCCAAAUUCUUUGUGGCAGUGGAGUAUCCCUAGGACUCCUUCCAAAAUGAUAGUGAACUUAAGAGAAACCGGUCACUUUGUAACCUUGUAAAUGGGACCCUGUCACUUACUGGAUUGCAUUUAUUAAAAAGUAUUAUUCCCUUUUCUCAA
Molecule: messenger RNA, 1017 nt
Organism: Cavia porcellus (domestic guinea pig)
Lineage: Eukaryota; Metazoa; Chordata; Mammalia; Rodentia; Caviidae
Product: histone H2B type 1-C/E/F/G/I
Exons: 1
Coding region: 39-419 (126 amino acids)
Cellular component (GO): nucleosome
Molecular function (GO): protein heterodimerization activity; DNA binding; structural constituent of chromatin
Source: RefSeq, a predicted model, not a curated record